AUGGUUACGCUCAGGAGAGCAGGAGACAUAUACAUGAACAAAAGGCACUGUCGUGAAAAAUGGGUUAACAAAAAUUUUGCUGAAAUCAAGGGGUUUACCUCCAGUGGAGAUCUUGAUGAGCGGGAUGGCGCGGCCCUCAGACGAGGUGCCAAGGCUGCCAACAGUGACGAUGCUGGGGUAGGAAGACGCCAGCUCCUGCAGGUAGGCCUGGAUCUCGUCGUAGCGGUUGUAUUUGGUGAAGGAGAUGGCGCGGCCCAUGCCGUCGGGGGUGGCCAUCAGCUGGCGCAUCUUCUCGGCGUCGAUGGUCCUGCCACCAACAAAUCGCACAUAAACAGUCUGCAUCUAAACUAUUUGAGUUACGGCAUUCGUGAGUCAGAGCGUGCGUACCUGCUCGGUGGUGAUGGGCUGCAGGCGAUAGACGCGGUAGCCCUCCAGGGACUUGUGGCCGGCGGCGAGCACCGCCAGGCAGGCGACGAGCAAAAGAGGCAGUACGCGACCCAUCUCGGCAAAGCAACGUCGUAUACUGCAAACUGCUCUGACAAAACGCGCUCUGUUCUCCACGCAAAACGCCAUAACGGCCAAGCCGAUCCCUGCCAUCCACAUGCCGAAGGCCUCGAUCAGAAACACCAACUUGAGCGCUCUCACGGACUCCGGGGGCACUCCGUAGGCCACGGGGUUCCUUCUGAACGCCGCGUACUGCGGGUCGUUGCGGAGGUAGAACUCGAACUCGUGCUGGCUGGCCUUGGUCAUCAAGCCGCCCUCCACGAUCCACUGGACGAAGCGCCUGACGCGGUAGUGCUCGGGCCAGAGGCGUCGGCCGGCGAAGUAGGCGUACUGCGGGCUGACGACGCACUCGCGGGCGCGGUGCAGCAGCGAGUAGCCGUCCUCCGAGGCGUCCGGAUGGCGCUCCAUCAGCGCCAGCGAGAGCGGCGUCGCCACCACCGCCUUGUCGCGCGACGCCACCACGCUCGCCAUCUGGCUGAAGUUCCACGUCCCCUCGGUCUUGCGCGCCAGGUCCGCCAGCAGCCCCUGGCCGCGCCGCUCGCGCGCCGCCCACGGCUCCAGCCACCACUGCGUGUAGAUGACGGAUAUGGACGAAUUCACUUCUUCCAGGGUGUUGAUCUCGUCUUGGUAAGAAGGCGUGACGAUGAAGCCCGUGAACGCCCCGGCGAUCGUGUUCCCAACGAAAAAUCCGAGAAGACUCAGCGAUAUCAUGAGACGGCGAUAACGCGCAGAAGGCGGGAGCGGGGGCGGCGGCGGGGGCGGAGGCGGGGCGUGGGCGCGGGCGCGGAGGGCUUGCGCGGAGGCCAAGGCCGUGGCGAGGGAGGAGGGAGGGGAGGCGGCGGCGGGGCGGAGGCGGCGGUGGAGGCGGGGCGGGCGCGGUGGCAAGGGCGGGGCGAGGGAGGGGAGGGAGGGGAGGAGGGUGAGGGCCGAGAUGGGGAUGGGGAGGCGGCGGCGGUGCGGCGGCAACGGCAACGGCCGUGGGCUGAAGUGCGGAUCUUCAGGAUUGUGGAUGAUUCUCGGGCCCCGUGA
Molecule: messenger RNA, 1533 nt
Organism: Gryllus bimaculatus (two-spotted cricket)
Lineage: Eukaryota; Metazoa; Arthropoda; Insecta; Orthoptera; Gryllidae
Source: the annotation of a GenBank genome assembly